Suillus discolor is the source of this 1413-nucleotide messenger RNA. RefSeq lists its product as uncharacterized. The record is from RefSeq and is a predicted model, not a curated record. The transcript is spliced from 10 exons. Lineage: Eukaryota; Fungi; Basidiomycota; Agaricomycetes; Boletales; Suillaceae. The coding region runs from base 1 to 1413 and encodes 470 amino acids.
AUGCCCAAGGAUCACAAGAAGGUAGUGGCUGCGCACGCUAGGGCUGCACAAUACCUCUGCGAGCUAGAGGGUAGUGAGCUUGAGGAAAAUCUGAGGGAGCUCCAAGUAGAGGUCAUAGCCCUAGACACACCAGUGGAUACUUUGUUUGAUGGAAUCUCUAAGCUGAAGACAGGUGCAGUUUGGAAGAAGGCAGAACAGAUCAGAUCACUUGGAUACAAUAGGCUCUUUGGUUGUACUCAGCAGCAAAGGGAUAAGGCAGCACAACAAAAGAAAAUGAAGACAUUAACCAAUUCACAGAUUGCAUUCAUGCGACAGUGGUGUGCAACCAAAGAUGAUACUGUGCCUGACAUUGGACCGAGUGUGGAUGAAACACAUUCAAACACUGCUGUAGUAGCACAGCCUCUGCAAGCAUGUGACACAGUGAUUGCUUUUACUGGCUAUCUUUCAGACAAACCCAAGGAUGUGGUUGACUCCAGCUCAGAUAACAAUGACAAUGAUGAUGAUGAUGAUGACGAUGAAGGACUUGGAGGGGAUGGAUAUGACAUAAGCAAUCAGUUGCCUAUUGUGCAGCCACUCAAGUGUCAUAAGCUUAAUAGAAUACAUACAGAAAGGUGUGGAGAUGAGAGGUGCAUGACAUUGGAAGCCAUUGGAAAGCUGUUGAAGUCGAAGAAAACCAAUCAUCUUGCCCUCAUUGUCAAGAGAGGUUACUCUUCAAUUGAUGCAUCAAAACGUGCAGCUGAAACUCAUGGUUUUGCAUCUGUAUCAAAAUGGGAGCUCCCUCAGUCAUUGGCUGGCCAUCAUGUGAAAGUGUAUUCAUUGCUCGAAGACUCUGCUUUUUCAAAGGACAAACCUAUACCUUCUGAAGCAGAGAAAUAUAUUUAUGCCCUUGUUGAUGACGAGAUGCCCUGUGGCUUGAAGAAGUACUUGGAGCUUGAAUUAUUUCCUCGCAUUCACCUCAAAGUUGGAUAUAUGAGAUGUGGCCUUCAUCAUAGUGAUGUGAUCUGCUCAACAGUUGGACAUAUAGUGGAUGCAGAUGAAUCAUCGGAGUAUGGAAAGAAUCACAGAGGGUAUUGGAAUGGUGAGAUGUUUGUGAAACAGCUUAGUGACAAGAUUAUUCUGACUUUUGAACAUAUCUAUGGUCUAGGAUAUCAAGCAUUGUUCCUCAUCAAUAACCCUCAGGGUCACUCUGCAUAUGCUAAAGACGCCUUGCUUGUUUCUCGCAUGAAUAUCAAUCCAGGUGGCAAGCAGGCUCAUAUGCGACCUGGAUGGUUUAUGCACAAUGGCAUGAGAAUUGAACAGAACAUGAUAUUUUCUCCCAAUCACCCUCAAUUUCUGAAUGAACCCAAAGACAACUGCGAUAGCACUUUCAAGACCCUAAAGAAGAAUAUGCCCUUAGCGAUGCAGUCUGUGUAG